This is a messenger RNA of Zingiber officinale, 1797 nucleotides long. RefSeq names its product CBS domain-containing protein CBSX6-like. Bases 256 to 1473 code for a protein of 405 amino acids. The record is from RefSeq and is a predicted model, not a curated record. The transcript has 2 exons. Lineage: Eukaryota; Viridiplantae; Streptophyta; Magnoliopsida; Zingiberales; Zingiberaceae.
UUGUUCUUCCACUUUCCAUUUCUUGUUAUCGAUUGGCCAUUAGAUUAUUUUAUUAUUUUAUUUAUUUGAUGGGCAUUUCUUCCUCGCCAUGGCCGGCGCCGUCCCCUCCGCUCGCUCCGUCGGCGGUGGUCGCCCCCUUCCUGAGCUAGUAGCUUCCUCCCUCUGCUCCACCCGAUCAAAGCCCAUCACCGGCUUCCUCCUCCUCCAUCUCACCCUCCUUCACUCCCUCUCCUGACCCCUAGCCCCCAUCUGCCCAUGGCCCACGUAUUCCUCCACCACGUCGUUGGAGAUCUCACCCUCGGAAAGCCGGAGCUCGUCCAGUUCUACGACUCCGAGCCAGUCGAAGCCGCCGUCCGUGCCAUCGGGGACUCCGCCGAGGGCGCCAUCACAGUCUGGCGUUCCCCAUCUCCAGAUUCCGCCGCCGUUCCUCGGCCUCCCCCUUCCGCUGACAGGUUCGUUGGGAUGCUCAACUCGCUGGACGUCGUCUUGUUCCUGGCACGCGCCCGCGUCCACGAUCAGGAGAAAUCCAUGAGGACGCCGGUCUCCGAGUUGAUCACUCCCAACCACGACCUCUUGAAGGAGGUGGAUCCGGCAACAAGGUUAAUUGAUGCACUGGACAUGAUGAAGCAAGGUGUGAGACGGCUCCUUGUACGCAAAAGUGUCAUGUGGAGAGGCUUCAGCAAGCGUUUUUCUGUUCUUUACAAUGGAAAAUGGCUCAAAAACAGUCAGAGUUCAUCUGUAGGUGGAGCAAGCAAUAGUGAUCGGCCGUCAUCUUCUGUACUCCAUGAGAAUAAAUAUUGCUGCCUCUCUCGGGAAGAUAUAGUCCGUUUCCUAAUCGGCUGCCUUGGUGCUUUGGCUCCUCUUCCUCUGUCUUCUAUAUCCUCACUCGGAGCAAUUAACUCAAACUACUCUUUUAUUGAAGCCUUCUCGCCUACGCUUGAAGCUAUCCAAAAGAUUCCUCACAAUCCAUGUGCAAUUGCAGUUGUCGAGACAAACUCCGAUGGCACCCACAAAAUAAUCGGAGAUAUAUCUGCGUAUAAGCUGUGGAAAUGUGACUACUGGGCAGCUGCAUGGGCUAUGAGGAAUUUGUCAGCUGGACAGUUUGUUUUAGGAGCAGAUGACUACGGCACCGCUCUAGAUUCUGUUCCUGAUUUUUCAAUCGACUCGCCACCAGAGAAUACAGUGGCUGGAGCCUCCCUCAGGCGACAAAAGUUUAGCAGCAGAAGUAUGGGGUUCUCUAGUAGUCAAGUGAAUCAAAUGCCACUUGGGAGAUUGAGGAACAUGUAUCGAGGGAGGAGUGCACCAUUAACCUGCAAGCCUACUAGCUCUCUGGCGGCUGUCAUGGCACAAAUGCUGUCCUACAGAGCAACCCAUGUAUGGGUGAUCGAUGCCGCAACAGAGGACGACACCGUAGUUGGCAUUGUUACAUUUACUGAAAUCCUGAUUGCGGUCACCCACUAUCCCGCAAGUUGAGCCCGUUUCCUCGGGUUUAAUGUGUUCGCCAACAAUUUACUUGUGUCAUCUACAGUUAGUCUAUUGAACCUUAUUGUUAUGGAUUGGAAUUGUGGGAGUAAUUUGGAAGGCUUUGCAUCAAUAUGUUUUGUUCAGACAGUAAAAUUACGUUUGGUUAGAUGUAAUGUAAUGAAAUUUGUAAUGUGAUCAAAUUUAUAAUGUCAUGUAAUUUUGAUUAUAUUAUUAUGUUUGAUGAUAUAAUGUAAUGUCAUGUAAUUUUGAUUAUAUUAUUAUGUUUGAUGAUAUAAUGUAUGUAAUCUACCAGGAUGAUUUGUUUGGUGUCCA